This is a messenger RNA of Spinacia oleracea (spinach), 1182 nucleotides long. RefSeq lists its product as uncharacterized. The transcript is spliced from 3 exons. The record is from RefSeq and is a predicted model, not a curated record. NCBI's taxonomy places the organism in Eukaryota, Viridiplantae, Streptophyta, Magnoliopsida, Caryophyllales, Amaranthaceae. Bases 1 to 1182 code for a protein of 393 amino acids.
AUGCGGCAACAUCUUAAUUCUCUAAUCUUGAGAGGUGGUCGUCUACUCCAACAAUUUUUUGUGGAAAAUUGUGUCAAAUUACAAGCCAAUAAUUUGAGGUUGAUUUCACUCAACCAAGAUAAAAUACGUGCUGAUCUAUACAAGGGUUUAGAGGAUUCUUUAAAUGCUGGAGAGCAUAACACAGAAAAUGUUGGACGACGGGCCAUACUACCAUCUUCAUUCGUAGGAAGUCCAAGAGAUAUGCACCUGAGGUAUCAAGAUGCCAUGGCAUUGGUUCAUAAGUUUGGAAAACCCGGUAUAUUUCUUACAAUGACAUGCAAUCUGUCUUGGCCAGAGACACAAUCAGAGUUGUUGGCCGGACAAGUUCCAAAUGAUCGACCAGACCUGUUGACAAGGGUUUUUCAUGCUAAACUUGAAGAGUUGAAAAAGGAUGUUCUAGAAAGGGGUAUCCUCAGAAUGGUUGUUCCUUAUGUAUAUGUGAUUGAAUUCCAAAAGAGGAGUCUUCCCCAUGUUCAUAUGUUAUUGAUUCUCGAUCAAAAUGACAAGCUAACCACUCCAGACGGCUUUGACAAGUUUGUGAGAGCAGGAGUUGUGAGAAAGGAUUUCCCUAAGGAAUUCUCCAAUGAUAAGAAGCAAGCCAAUGACUCAUAUCCUCUUUACCGUCGUCCACAAAAUCGUCCAGCAUUAACAUUGCGUGAGAAUUCACGAAUACAUGUAGAUAAUCGAUGGGUAGUCCCUUAUAAUCCAUUUUUUCUCAUGAAGUAUGAUUUCCACAUCAAUAUUGAGAUAUGCAGCGGCAUUAAGUGUGUCAAUUAUAUAUGUAAUUACAUCCAUAAGGGUUCAGAUAAAGUUUCAAUGGAAGUUCAUAACGGAGAUGAGAUUGCACAAUAUGUCGAUGCACGAUGCAUUUGUGCACCCGAAGCUAUGUGGAAACUUUACAAAUUUUCCAUGACUAGAAUAUAUCCUGCCGUAGAUCGUUUGCAGGUUCAUUUACCAAACAUGCAUCAAGUGAGGUUCGAAGCGAACCAACCAAUCUCAAACGUGUUAGGGAACCCAAGAAACUCUAAGACGAUGCUCACUGAAUUUUUCAAGAUGAAUUCAAUUGAUCCAAAUGCAAGGAAGUAUCUUUAUCGAGACUUUCUAGAGCAUUACAGAUGGUUAGCGACUUCAUGUGAAUGGUAG